This is a messenger RNA of Nicotiana attenuata, 984 nucleotides long. RefSeq lists its product as uncharacterized. The record is from RefSeq and is a predicted model, not a curated record. NCBI's taxonomy places the organism in Eukaryota, Viridiplantae, Streptophyta, Magnoliopsida, Solanales, Solanaceae. The transcript is spliced from 4 exons. The coding region runs from base 1 to 984 and encodes 327 amino acids.
AUGGAAGAGUCCCAGAUUAAGCAUAUAUGGCAGACGUACUUCCAUAAAUUUUUAAAUGAAGAGGGGGACGGUAACAUCAUGCUAGGGGAGUUGGGGCACUCCGAGAGUCACCGAGACUUUAAGUACUGUAGGCGUAUUAAGGUUGAGGAGAUCGUGGGAGCUAUGCGUAAGAUGAGUCGGGGAAAAGCGACAGGACCAGACGAGAUUCUAGUAGAAUUUUUGAGAUAUAUGGGUAGAGCAGACUUGGAAUGGCUGACUGGGCUGUCUAAUAUUAUUUUCGCGACGAAGAGGAUGCCAGAUGAGUUGAGAUAUUCAGAUGUGAUGUUGGGGUUUAGACCUGUUGUCUCAGCGUCGGGAUUAUUCUGGACUAUUACGCUAUGGACUACGCCGGAAAUGCCACAGGAUGAGUGGCGAGAGAGGUUUAUCCUUCGCGUUCGCGAGGCAUGUCGCGUUCGCGAAGGGUUCAAUACUGUUCAACGCGUUGCUGAUGGUUUAUAUUUGCGUUCGCAUAAGAGGGAAUUGGUCAGGUGGAUUGGUAGUGAAUUAUUUGCUUCGCGUUUUGCAGAAAGUGGUGGCGCAUUCGCGGGUGUUUGCCUGGGUAAGCUACGUAGUUUUGCGAGCUGGUUUGAUGGCGUUCGCGGUAGGAGAAUUUUGAGUUCAAUGAGAAUUUUUGUGCUUCGCGAACGCGAGGCUUUGACCGCGAGGUUGGUGGAAAAGUACAUGGAUAGGAAAAAGGGCAUGGUGCUUAUUGACCUAGAGAAGGGGUACGGCAAGGUCCUUAGAGACGUUCUUUGGAAAUGCCUGAAGGUGAAAGGGGUGCCAGUAGCGUAUAUUAGAGCGAUAAAGGAUAUGUAUGAUGGAGCUAUGACUCAUGUAAGGACUGCAUUAGGUGACUCCGAGAUUUUUUUGGUGGUUAUGGGGUUACACUGCACUCAGCCUGUUCUUACUUGCCUUGGCGAUGGACGCCUUAACACACCAUAUUAA